Messenger RNA from Cooperia oncophora, 441 nucleotides. NCBI's taxonomy places the organism in Eukaryota, Metazoa, Nematoda, Chromadorea, Rhabditida, Trichostrongylidae. The record is from the annotation of a GenBank genome assembly.
AUGUCUGGCCACUUCGCAGAUCCUGCUAAUACGAGAGUCACUAGCACAGGGAACGAUCUCACUCAGGAAUGCCCCAGUACUAAUGAGCUUAUUCCUGCACCACUUCCACCACGGCAAACAAUGUCUUACGCCUCAGCUAUGAAGAAUAGGGGAACAUCCCCCAGAGAUCAGACGUCAUCACAACAAUUUGUGAAUUCGGCCAUCUCUAUACAAACUGAUACUGGUAGUGACAGCGGUGUGGAGCUUGAAAGUGGUUCAACAACGAGUUCUGACUCGGAAGUUGCAUCAACUAAGGAUAUUACAAAUCCACUCAAAGACUGCCCAGUUACUACUACAGCAUCAUUACCAUUAAGUAGUGCAGAAGAUGAACUGCUUUCUGGUCUUUGUCUGGACUCGAACUGCAGAAUAUCGGCGGAACCUAUGGGAAAAAUGUGUGAGUGA